Molecule: messenger RNA, 1654 nt
Organism: Triticum aestivum (bread wheat)
Lineage: Eukaryota; Viridiplantae; Streptophyta; Magnoliopsida; Poales; Poaceae
Product: serine/threonine-protein phosphatase PP1
Exons: 5
Coding region: 105-1247 (380 amino acids)
Cellular component (GO): nucleus; cytoplasm
Molecular function (GO): protein serine/threonine phosphatase activity
Source: RefSeq, a predicted model, not a curated record
ACCUCGUCCUCCAUUUUUUUUUUCCGAGAGUACCCUCCUCCAUUUCUAAUCCUCCUCGCACCUCCGUCGUCGUCUAGGGAUCGAGCCGGUGGAGAGCGGUGAAGAUGAUGAUGACGCGGGCAUCGAUGGGCGCCAUGGAUGGGGCCGCGUUGGAUGAGGUGGUUCGGCGGCUCGUCGAAGUGGGCCGUGGCGGGCGCCAGGUCCAGCUGUCGGAGGCGGAGAUCCGCCAGCUCUGCGUCGAGGCCAAAACGGUGCUCCUCUCGCAGCCCAACCUCCUGCGCAUUCCCGCGCCCGUCAAGAUCUGCGGUGAUAUCCAUGGUCAGUUUGUUGAUCUUCUGAGGCUGUUCGAUUUGGGUGGCUAUCCUCCAACUUCGACUUAUCUUUUCCUUGGAGACUACGUGGAUAGAGGCAAACAAAGCUUGGAAACCAUAUGUCUGCUUCUGGCGUAUAAAGUGAAGUACCCUGAUAAGGUUUUCCUGUUGAGAGGAAACCAUGAAGAUGCAAAAAUUAACAGAGUUUAUGGUUUCUAUGAUGAAUGCAAGAGGAGAUUCAAUGUUCGUCUGUGGAAGAUAUUCUGUGAUUGCUUCAACUGCUUGCCUAUGGCAGCGCUUAUUGAUGAUAAGAUAUUCUGUAUGCAUGGUGGCCUCUCACCUGAAUUGAAUAGCUUAGAUCAAAUUAAGGAUAUUGAGAGGCCUGUUGAAAUUCCUGACUAUGGUCUUCUAUGUGAUUUGCUUUGGUCUGAUCCUAGUUCUGACACACAAGGGUGGGGGGAGAGUGACAGAGGUGUUGCUUGUACUUUCGGUGCGGAUAAGCUUGUAGAAUUUUUGGAGAAGAAUGAUCUUGACCUCAUUUGCCGAGCUCACCAGGUGGUAGAGGAUGGCUAUGAGUUCUUUGCAGAAAGGAGAUUAGUCACCAUCUUUUCAGCUCCAAACUACUGUGGAGAAUUUGAUAAUGCGGGUGCUUUGUUAAGCAUAGAUGAAAGCUUAAUGUGUUCUUUCCAGAUCUUGAAGCCAAAAGAAACAGGAGCACCACAUUCAAGAAAACCAAUUUCAAACAAGGUUUCCUGUAAUAACAACAUAUGUAUAAGAGCAGUGCUUCAGACGAACUGGAAAUCUGGCGUGGACACAGUUCAAAAGAUAUUGUUUAUUUCACAAUCCUGGUUUUACCGAAGGUUCAUUUUCAAUUCGGAGCGGCACCGGUAUGAAGGAAAGACUGAUCAUGCGCUAUUGAUUAAGGUUUCAUCGUAAAUAGCAUAUUUUUAAAUGUUUAACAGUUAAAAAUAAUAUCAUAUUCAGAUUCUACAUAUUUUUCUAAUCAAAUUUCAUAUAUAACAUGUUAAAUUUGGAGUUAGGAUUAAAAAGUUAUGGAUUUUUAAAAAAUCUGUUAACAUGUACUGCGGGUUUAUUACCAAAAACUUGAGUGUGUUCUGAAAAAUAGCAUGACGGACCAAGAAUACCUAUUUCUUUUAUUAGUAGGUAUAGAAAUCUAUAAAUCUAUGUUAACUUAGACCCAUCAAUUCCACUACCAGGUCAUACAAUCUUUUCUUCUUGAUCGAAGAUAACCAAUGAGACAGCACAAGUAAAGUACAUGUUUAGCAAUGCUGGCAGCACCGAAGCUAACACCAAGGCUCGCUCAGAGCCAGACAUAAAACAAC